ACCGAGCUGUGUAUUUUCCCCCCCCCAGGACUUCCUUAUUGUGCUGUGGACGACCCAUUGCUGCGCUGCUUUAGGAGUUUAUCAUCUACAGAUAAUGGAUCCAAUGAAUUCACUUGAGACUGCAGACACUCAGUCACAGCCUGCUAUCCCACUGCCUCCCUCUGUACAUGUUCCUCCCACCCUGAGAGGUGGUGAGUGUUACCAUGUCUUCAUCAGCUACAGCAGCACUGACUACCAGUGGACCCACUCCCUCAUCAACCAGCUGGAGUCCUGCGGCCUGCAGGUCUGCUACCAUGAGCGUGACUUCACUCCCGGCCGCACCGUGUUGGAAAACAUGUCCGACUGCAUCCAGGAGAGCCAGAAGGUGCUGCUGGUUCUCAGCCCAGAGUUUGUGAGGAGCCGCUGGUGUCUCCUGGAGGCCAACAUGUCUCUGUUCAGAGACUGUCUGGAGAGGAAACCCAUGGUCCCAGUGCUGCUGGAGCCAGGAGUCUCUGUUCCUCUCCACCUCUGCCACCUCACCUACCUGGAGGCCAGCGACCCCGACUUUAAGAAUAAGCUGCUCAAGGUGCUCUGCACCCCCAACCAGCAGCUUCAAGGGUCCACUGUGAUGCCCUUCCAGCCUCCCUCUAUCUACAAUGGGAAGGCCCUGCAGCCUCUGACUGCUGUCAAUGAGGAGAGACUCAACAAAUGGGACUGUGGUCAGUUCAGUGACAUGGAGGUGCCAGAUCAACUGCGUCUGAUCAUCGAGGACCAAGAGAAAUACAGAGAGGCUGUGAGGAUGAUCAAUGGUGUCUCUCAUAAUAAAGUAUGGUUGCACCCACUCUGGCUUAGAGUACUGAUCUACAUUGUAGGUGUAACAUUUUUUUUACUUUUGGUAGCAUAUUUUAUGUAUAUGACAGUUUUAUUUACUUCGUUCCACGAUUUCCAAGUCAGAUACACUACAGGACAAUGCGUGCUCAUUAUUGCUUGUUUCUUCUGUGUUCCAAUUGGGUUGAUUAUUCACAUUGGUCUCUGGAUGAAUGAUGAUGAGAAGUACAUCAUGAGAGAAAUGCAGAGAGCUAUAGGCCAGGCAAACAUAAUCCUCUGUGAGGAGAAGGUGUUAAUGGGCUGUUGCUCAAAUUCAAAAAUCUACCUGGUGUAUGUUUCUCUGGACGGUUGCAAACAAGAGUUUGCAGAGACAUUUUCUGAGCAGGAGGGUCCUGAGGAGAUGUUUCAAAAAGCUCUGCUCUUCUUCUCAUCAGGUUACACCUGCUGCCUUGCUAAAAGACACUUUCCCUUUCCCCAGCCCAGCUCCACUGGUCACCUGGAGGGAGGGGUGUGUUUCUGUCAGUAUGUCUCUCAGCAGCUGAGUGCAGAUCAAUGGGAAUAGCAGUGUCCACAUGUGUGUCUCUACUAUUUGGUAAAAGCUCAGCCAGUCAACAUGAACUGUCUGAGCUCAUAGAGCCACUCAAAGGCACAGUUACCUCAUGUAUUUUAGAGGCCCUCAGAGAUCAGAAAGGACGCUGUCUCUUUAACAAAUCUGAAGCGGAACAGUGAGGAUGUUUUUCACUCUGUGUUUCCUGGGUUUACUUCACGUUCUUGCUCGUGCACCCAGUGCGAUCACUCUUCAUUUUAUUUGCUUGAUUUUACUGUAUCAUGAACAGGUAUGAAUGUACAUUACUGUGUACUGUUUGUUGUCCUUUUAGUGUGAUUAUAGUUUUCAUUGUAACAAACAGCAGUAGGAUUCUGUUGUUCUUUCCAGCAAAAUCAAUGGAGCUAUGAAAACUAACGUGUCCUGAAACUUGUUUUCAUGAAUUUACUUCACUGAUGAACAUUUUAGUCUGUUUUGUAGACAUUUCAUGUUUUUGAAUAUAUCAUGGAUCCUUAAAACUCUCAGUCACUUUGGGUUUAAGCUUAUUUGAAAACUUCUAUAUAUACAAAUUUGCUCUGUUUGGAGCGGCACUGAGUUAUUUGAAUACUUAUUAUUCUGCUGUGAGUGAAGUUAAAUCACACUGUUUAGACUUUGAGUGCUGCUAUACCUAAAAUCAACUGAGAAUCUUUGCUAUCUGUGUUUUAUUUUACAGUAUACUGUUUCAUUUUUGAUCAUUAAAGUGAGCAAGUUAAUGUCUGCCACAAA
Molecule: messenger RNA, 2116 nt
Organism: Epinephelus lanceolatus (giant grouper)
Lineage: Eukaryota; Metazoa; Chordata; Actinopteri; Perciformes; Serranidae
Biological process (GO): toll-like receptor signaling pathway; inflammatory response
Cellular component (GO): signaling receptor complex; plasma membrane
Molecular function (GO): triacyl lipopeptide binding; signaling receptor activity
Source: RefSeq, a predicted model, not a curated record